Molecule: messenger RNA, 2781 nt
Organism: Budorcas taxicolor (takin)
Lineage: Eukaryota; Metazoa; Chordata; Mammalia; Artiodactyla; Bovidae
Gene: ANKS6
Product: ankyrin repeat and sterile alpha motif domain containing 6
Exons: 16
Coding region: 1-2781 (926 amino acids)
Biological process (GO): innate immune response
Cellular component (GO): cytoplasm
Molecular function (GO): protein binding
Source: RefSeq, a predicted model, not a curated record
AUGGGUGAGGGCGGGUUGCCCCCGGCCUUCCAGCUGCUGCUGCGCGCCUGUGACCAGGGCGACACGGAGACUGCGCGGCGGCUGCUGGAGCCGGGGGCUGCGGAACCCGCGGAGCGCGGCGUGGAGCCCGAGGCGGGCGCGGAGCCGGCGGGGCCCGAGGCGGCUGGGCCCGGGGCGGCGGCCGGAGCGCCGGUGCCCGUGGACUGCUCGGACGAGGCGGGCAACACGGCGCUGCAGUUCGCGGCGGCCGGGGGCCACGAGCCGCUGGUGCGCUUCCUGCUGCGACGCGGCGCCUCGGUCAACAGCCGCAACCACUACGGCUGGAGCGCACUCAUGCAGGCGGCCAGAUUUGGGCACGUGAGCGUGGCACAUCUUCUUUUGGAUCAUGGGGCUGAUGUCAAUGCCCAGAACCGCCUGGGGGCCAGUGUGCUCACCGUGGCCUCUCGGGGUGGACACCUGGGCGUGGUAAAGCUGCUCCUGGAAGCUGGUGCCUUCGUGGACCAUCACAAACCCUCAGGCGAGGGGGACAGCGGGGACGAGCUGCUGGACAUCACGGCCCUGAUGGCUGCCAUCCAGCAUGGACAUGAGGCCGUGGUGCGUCUGCUGAUGGAGUGGGGCGCAGACCCCAACCAUGAGGCCCGGACUGUGGGCUGGAGCCCACUGAUGCUGUCAGCGCUCAUCGGGAAGCUUGGCAUGGCUCAGCAGCUAGUGGAGAAGGGGGCCAACCCCGACCACCUCAGCGUGCUAGAGAAGACUGCCUUCGAGGUGGCACUUGACCGCAAACACAGGGACGUGGCCGACUACCUGGACCCGCUGACCACCGUCAGGCCCAAGACAGAUGAGGAGAAAAGGCGACCUGAUAUUUUCCAUGCAUUAAAAAUGGGAAACUUCCAGCUGGUCAAAGAGAUUGCUGAUGAAGACCCCAACCAUGUGAACCUGGUUAACGGGGAUGGGGCCACCCCACUGAUGCUGGCAGCUGUCAUGGGACAGCUGCCUCUGGUGCAGCUGCUGGUGGAGAGGCAUGCUGACGUGGACAAGCAGGACAGUGCCCACGGCUGGACAGCCCUCAUGCAGGCUACCUACCACGGGAACAAAGAGAUUGUCAAAUAUCUGCUAAACCAAGGAGCUGAUGUUACUCUUCGUGCAAAAAAUGGGUACACAGCCUUUGACCUAGUGAUGCUGCUGAGCGAUCCUGACACGGAACUUGUUCGACUGCUGGCAUCUGUCUGCAUGCAGGUGAAUAAAGACAAAGGCCGGCCCAGCCACCCGCCACCGCUGCCCCACUCGAAGGUCCGACAGCCCUGGAGUGUCCCGGUGCUGCCUGAUGACAAAGGCGGGCUCAAGUCCUGGUGGAACCGAAUGUCCAAUCGGUUUCGGAAGCUUAAGCUGAUGCAGACACUGCCGCGUGGGCUGUCCAGCAACCAGCCAUUGCCUUUCUGUGAUGAGCCAGAGCCAGCACUGGACUCCACAAUGAGGGCGGCACCCCUGGACAAGACCAGCCGCUCUGGGCUCCCCGAUGUGGCCCCUGUGACCAAAGACAAUGGUACUGGGAGCACAAGAGGAGAAAAGGAAGAUGUGUUAUUGACAACCAUGCUUCGAAAUGGAGCCCCCUUCACCAGACUCCCGAGCGACAAGCUGAAGGCAGUCAUCCCCCCUUUCUUGCCCCCUUCCAGCUUUGAGCUGUGGAGCUCGGAUCGGUCCCGGACAUGUCAUAACGGGAAGGCAGACCCCAUGAAGACAGUGCUGCCUCAGAGAGCCGGCAGAGGCCACCCCGCAGGUGGAGGGAGCACGGACAGUACUCUCGUCAGGCCGGUUAAAUUUCCAUCUCUCUCCAGAAGCCCAGCCUCCCCCGCCAAUUCUGGAAACUUCAACCACUCACCUCAUUCCUCUGGUGGCUCCAGUGGGGGAGGAGGCAUGAGCAGGCAUGGUGGGGAGCUGCAUAACCGCUCAGGUGGCAGCAUAGACAGUGUCCUGUCCCAGAUCGCUGCCCAGAGGAAAAAAGCAGCCGGAUUAUCUGAGCAGAAGCCCAGCCAUCGGUCAAGUCCUGUUGGGCCAGCGCCCAGCUCCAGCCCGUCUGAACUCCCGGUCUCCCCGGCAGGCGGCAGUGUUCCUGGCGGCAAGCAGAAACUGGAGACAAGCAAAAGGCCUCCAUCUGGAACCUCCACUACCUCCAAAAGCACCUCCCCCACCCUCACGCCUUCUCCUUCUCCCAAGGGGCACGCGGCCGAGUCCUCCGUGUCCUCUUCCUCAUCCCACCGGCAGUCCAAGAGCAGCGGGGGCUCCAGCAGUGGCACCAUCACUGAUGAGGAUGAACUGACUGGAAUCCUUAAGAAAUUAUCUCUUGAGAAAUAUCAGCCCAUUUUUGAGGAGCAAGAGGUGGAUAUGGAAGCAUUCCUCACACUCACCGACGGUGACUUGAAGGAGCUGGGUAUUAAGACAGAUGGAUCCAGGCAGCAGAUUUUGGCAGCAAUUUCUGAACUGAAUGCAGGCAAGGGACGCGAGAGACAGAUUUUACAGGAAACCAUUCACAAUUUCCACUCUUCCUUCGAGAGUAGCGCCAGCAACACCAGGGCCCCUGGAAACAAUCCCUAUGGGAAACAGGCUCACAGCAGCUGCUUCCUUCGUCUUUUUCACUGGACUGGUGGUUCUGAGUCUUUUCUUCCUGGGAAGUUUGUGGACUGGUUGGCGAGAGAUCCUUGGCACCCUUUCUGGACCAUGGUCACCCACUUCUGGUGGCCCUAUGACGUGACCCGUCAGCAUUUCUCAAAGUAUGUUCCUUGA